Messenger RNA from Bursaphelenchus xylophilus (pine wood nematode), 3060 nucleotides. The record is from the annotation of a GenBank genome assembly. NCBI's taxonomy places the organism in Eukaryota, Metazoa, Nematoda, Chromadorea, Rhabditida, Aphelenchoididae.
AUGGAGGACGGUGUGGAAGAAAAAGCUUGGUCUGUGGUUUGGUAUGGCAAGUACGGUUCGCCGAUAAAUGUUUAAAGGGAAUACCGCAUGAAAUACGGACGUAAUGCCCAACUUCCAGAUCGCAAGACAAUUCGGCGUUGGUGGAAUAAGUUCCUUGAGACUGGCAGCGUUAACAGGAAACAAAGAAAGCAGGAAAGAUAUGUACGAACGGAGCUGAAAAUUGAAGAAAUUUUUCAAAAUUCCGAGAAAAUCCUUUUUUCUUCCACACCGUACUCCAUUUUCGGACACACCGGGAAAGAGCGAAAAAACAACCGAAAAACGACCGAAAAAGUGAACUCCAAGAAUAAAUCCAAUAACUGUAGAUGACACAUACCGAUGUAUAACAUAUUUGGUAUCAAACAAAAUGGGGUUGUCUGAGGAUUCAGGGAAAAAAAGGAUUUUAAGAUUUGGCCAAAAACUAAAGAAGUUAUAGCCAAUUCAAAUCGGGCCACAAAGAUGCCCCACCCUGUAUACACAACUAAGUGUCAUCUACAGUUAUUCGACAUUUUGCUUUUUAUUUUUCCGACAUGCAGAUUUUGCCAAAAAAUUUCUAUUUUAUUCCUCUCCCUGCUACAAGAGGACUGUUACAAAAGCCUUUCGUACGCUUUUAGGCAUUCCAUUUUUUCGCAUUUCCUGUAACCUUUUCGCGCUUUAUGAAUGCAUUAAGUCCGCUUCGUUUUUACACCCAAAUUUGAUUGGGUUUUUAUGGAGUUCCUGGAAAAUUUCCAUAAAUCGCCAUGCUUAUUGAAUGCCUCAUUGUAACAAAAGAAUUACUCACCCAGAUCAGAUAAACAGUAGGCUGUGGGAAAUGGGUAGAGUCAUGAGGCGUUAAUUCAGGCUUAUCAUGGGGUGGGGGCUAUUUCUUGGAGGUUGUAAGGGGAUGGCGAUACUGAAGUUUUGAUGAAACUUGGCAUAAAUUUGAGGUAAUUUUUUUUGUGGGGUAUAUGCGAGAUUUUUAACAUGGUCUUUGCAGAAAUGACCGAGAUUUUUUGGGUCAAAGAUUUUCAUAAAAAUUGCAAUUUUUUGCAAAAAUUUCAUUUUGGCAUGAAUUUUUUUAUCUAUUUCUACUGUACAGACUAAUGUUUCCACGAAAAAUUAUAAAAUUAUUUUUUUACACGAAACUGGCAAAGAUACCGCCAAAAAACCCUUUUUUCUCUGACCGCUCUCCGCAUUUUGUGUACUCUCUCGGCCGCAAAGAUUGUUGAAUAUCUCGCCUGCAACUGCAAAGCGUGAGCUAAAAUUUUCAUAAAUUAAUAUCUGGUCUGUCCAGAGUCUGUGUGCAAAAUUUAAAGAAAAUCUGAUCGCCACACUUGCAAAACUUCAUUUGCGAACUUAUAGGGAUCCUCAGGGCGACUAUUUGAUUUUUUUGCCCUAAUUUUGGGUCCAUAUUCUCUGUAGGCCACAUUUUAAUCGCUGAAAAUUUUACCUCACUUUUUUACAGCAAAAAUUUCACGCGAUCAUUUCCCUAGACAUCAUGCAAAAAUGAGGAGAUCCGGCCAGAGAAAAGACCCUUCAGGGGUGGCAAACGGGCCUCUUUUUCGAAAUUUCAGGCCCGGGGCCCGGCCCGGCGAUAACCAGGCCUGGCCCGUUUCAAAAAUUUGUCAGGCCCGGCCCGUUUACGCCCGGACGGGCCGGGCUUCGCCGGGCCGGCCCGGUGGCCACCCCUGGACCCCCUUUUUCGGCGUUACCUUCAAUUUGUCGCCUUUUCCGUCUCAGCCCUUUUUUACAGUAGGUCUCACGAAGCCGGACUCUCUCUUCCCUUUCCGGAACUUUUGAGUCACCCCAGCGCCCAUGGUUGAUAAUGGGGCCGCGGACCGAGUGAAAGUUUAUUUGGGAUUUAGGGGGAAGGGUGCUUGAAUGUUUAUUCCGAAGUUUUCGGUGUCCGCAGCGCUUAAUUUCCUUGUCAAACGCCCGCUGCAGAAUGCUUGACUUGUGGGGUUGGGUGGGUCAUAGUUUAGUGAGAUUGGGCCUAGUUUAGUGAGAUGUUUUGGCUGUCUGUUGCUUGUAUAUGGUCGUGAGAGCUGAAUGAUUGCUCUUUCAUCAUUUUUGAGACUGAAGAUCUUGUCGUCAUGGAAGAAUAUCGAUAUUUUAAGGUUCUUUUUGGCCUGAAGCUGCCAUUACAGAUAUUUCCAGGCCGCCAAAGAUAGCUGUCAUUGCAAAAGCCAGGUCCCCAAAACGCCUUCCGCAGGUGAAAAAGUCUCCGCCGAGCCUUCGCCGAUGUGCGAAACAUCUGCCAAGCCACCGAGACUAACAUAUACUCCCCGCCAAAAGUUUUGACCCCCCUUCUAACUCGGCCCAAAGUGUAUCAAUUUGGACCAAAUUUGGUACGUAGUCUACUGACAACCUAGUAGUCAAAAAUAUCAUAGUAGGACAAACCAUAUAGCUGUAUUUCAAAAUCCAGGGACAAUUUUCAAAAAUCACCUCAAAAAAACGGGACAAAAGUUUUGACCCCCCUGCAAAAAAAUUAAAUAUCGAAACCGGAUGUAGCCCGAACCUUUUACAAUCGAUGCCCCAUACUUGAAUACAGAUUAAUAAAUGCUUUUUCGUUGAAUGCUUCGUUGCAUUUGAGGAUGCAACGCGAUAAACUGAUUUUGAUGUAGAGCUGCCCAAAAUGGUAAAAAUCUUGUACUGGCGCUUUCCAAAAGUUUCAAAUUAUGUUCACAUCAUGUGAUCUUGACAUGUUAUAACCUACAUUAACCUUUUCCUUUCGAAAAAAGUCCGUGAUGGCCUAGCGGUAUCGAUUCGGCCGAUAUCCAGUUGUCAUGGUCAGCCUUGGUGAGCCAUUUGCUCUUUGACUAAAGGUAUAGAUGUGGUCGCUAGUUCCUCAAUCUAAUCCUGAGACUCCUAUUUACUCUCAGCAUGCACAAAGGUUUCGAUUUGACACAUUUUGGAAUGGGUUUCAUUCACCUUAAUCUUAAGUUUGCCGUUACUGUAGAUGCCCCCGAGUACGAUGCCAUCCCCACCGCCCAUUUGGCGUUCCAUACGUCUCAAAUGAGUAUGGCGGGUGCUGUAGCGUCCUAA